GCUGGAUAGAAAUACAAACAGAAAGUAUCAGAAAAACUCAACCCAUCUGGCAGUGUCUGUGGCAAUGUGGGAGAUCCGUGGAGAUUGUUCUCAGGACAAAACAUGUCUCCAGGAACUGGCUGGGAAACAGCGCCGGAGAUGCCGGGUUCGUCCCCAGAGGAAGACGGGGCCGCUUCGAAGAAUAAGCCUGAUAACACCGCUUUCACCCAGCAGAGACUGCCGGCUUGGCAGCCCUUCCUAUCCGCGGGCUAUGUCCUUCCCGCAUUCUUCCUGCUGGGCUUGAUAUUUAUUGCGAUCGGCCUCGGAUUGUACUUUACCUCCAACAAUGUCACCGAGUUCGAGCUUGACUAUACAGGCAACAACCCCAACAGUUCAUGCUAUAAUUGCACCAGGAACAAUACCACGAACUGCAAGUGCACAAUAUAUUUCAAGGUGGACCAGGUGUUACCGGGCCCUGUUUUCAUGUACUAUGAAUUAUCGAACUUCUAUCAGAAUCAUAGGAAAUAUGGAGUCUCCCGAGAUGAUGAUCAGCUGAAUGGGGAUUUGAACAAUUUAAAGAUACCUUCUGAAUCCUGUUUUCCAUUUCGUUUGGAUAGUCAAGGCAAGUCUAUCGCUCCCUGUGGAGCCAUUGCAGACAGCUUGUUUAAUGAUUCCUUUGUGGUAUAUAAGAUAAAUAGCAGUGGUGCCUUCAAGGUCUCUCUAAAUGGCAAAGGAAUUUCUUGGUGGAGUGACUACAAUGUCAAGUUCAAUAACCCUAAGUCAGACAAUGGAACUGAUCUAAAAGAGGCAUUUCAGGGAACUGUAAAGCCUAACAACUGGCCCAGACCUGCCUACGAGCUGGCCACCAACCCAGAAAACAAUGGCUUUAUCAAUGAGGACUUCAUUGUUUGGAUGAGGACUGCGGCCUUGCCAACAUUUCGCAAACUUUAUCGUCGUAUUGACGAUGGGAUGCAGCCAGGAAAUUAUUCUGUGGAAAUAAGUUACAAUUAUCCAGUGUUGAGUUUCAAUGGACAGAAACGAAUAACUUUCAGCACCAUAUCCUGGAUGGGUGGAAGGAACUCGUUCUUGGGGAUUGCUUAUCUUGUAUGUGGUAGUGCCUGUAUUGUUACAGUUAGCACAACCACCAGUUGCUGGCACUCUCGCCUGACUCAGAAGGUUGUGGGUUCAAGUCCAGGACUGUAGAAACUUGAGCACAAAGUCUAGGCUGACAUCCAGUGCUGCAGCACUGAGGGAGUGCCCUUUUGAGUGAGAUGUUAAACUGCGGUGCCGUCUGCCCCUCGAGUGAAUAUAAAAGAUCCUACGGCACUAUUCAAAGAUGAGUAGGGGCAUUCUCCCACCUCCCACAGGCAGCACAGGCCCGACAAGAGAAAUUUCAGCAGCCCCUGGUAUCUUCCAAGAGGAUGGUGGAGGUGAUUGUGUCAUGACAGCGGAUCACAACCCAAAUUACUUACAGACAUAUUGAACUUUUUUAAGGAAGAUAUGUGUUUUUUAAAAAAGGACAUACAAGCAAAAACUGGCUGAGAAUUUAAAGC
Molecule: messenger RNA, 1532 nt
Organism: Carcharodon carcharias (great white shark)
Lineage: Eukaryota; Metazoa; Chordata; Chondrichthyes; Lamniformes; Lamnidae
Gene: tmem30b
Product: transmembrane protein 30B
Exons: 9
Coding region: 103-1182 (359 amino acids)
Biological process (GO): phospholipid translocation
Cellular component (GO): plasma membrane; endoplasmic reticulum; Golgi apparatus
Source: RefSeq, a predicted model, not a curated record